CCGACUGCUUUCCUGGAGACAGACGUGGAAGGCUAGCGAGAGAAAACAAUCCAUGGACUGGGGGAGUCCUGGGCCUCAGAAGCAGCGGAGCGCUCUGCCCUGGGAUUUUGGACAAGAGCUGAUAGAGGAUUAGAAGAGGCAAGGCGGACACAGGGCAUGAUUGGCCGGCAGGCCCUGCAUUUCCUUUUGGUCAUAAUGGCAAGUGAAGAAAUUAAUGAAGACUAUCCAGUAGAAAUUCAUGAGUAUUUAUCAACAUUUGAGAAUUCCAUUGGUGCUGUGGAUGAGAUGCUGAAGACUAUGAUGUCUGUUUCUAGAAAUGAGUUGUUGCAGAAGUUGGACCCACUUGAACAAGCAAAAGUGGAUUUAGUUUCUGCUUACACAUUAAAUUCAAUGUUUUGGGUUUAUUUGGCAACUCAAGGAGUUAAUCCUAAGGAGCAUCCAGUAAAGCAGGAAUUGGAAAGAAUCAGAGUAUACAUGAACAGAGUCAAGGAAAUAACAGACAAGAAAAAGGCUGGCAAGCUGGACAGAGGCGCGGCUUCAAGAUUUGUCAAAAACGCCCUCUGGGAACCCAAACCUAAAAAUGCAUCCAAAGUUGCCAAUAAAGGAAAAAGUAAAAAUUAACCUUUUGAUUUUGAUGUACAGAUAUUCAAAAAGUACAUCAUUUUUAUUGUUUUCCACAAAAUGAUGAUUAUGUGGCAAUGCAGGGUUUAAAUGUAUUCCUUAUUGAAUUCAUAUAUAAAGUUUACAUUUUAAAUUUGUAAUGCUAAAUAAUUUUUUUCCCUAGAAAGAUUAAGUUAUCUUUAUUGAUUUUCCUGUGGAUUGCUAUGAGGUUUUUAACAUUGUGGUAUAUUUUAUAUUCAUAGUUUACCAUCUCUCUUCACAAGACUCUUAUUUCCUUAUAUAGAUCAAUCUUUCAAGUACCAUUUUGUAAGCAACUAUGAAAUUUAAGUUAAAUGUUCUUUGUAAACUUUUGUCGAUCUCAAAUGAAUAAUGACUUUAUGAAGUAUGCUAUCUGAAAGCUGAAGUUAUAAAUACAUCUGGUUUCACUAUGUAAUAUUAAGAAAGAAUGAAAUGACUUAAAUGUCCAUUUUUUCCUGUGUAGUUACUUCAUGUUUUCAUGAUUUUGGGAAUUACUGAUUUUUUUGUUAUUUGAAGUGUGAAGCUUUCGGGUUAUACUUUAAUUCUUGGCACUUUUCCUCUAUGUCCCAUUUAAAGUAAAAUAUAUUCUCAUUACCUUUAGAUGGGAUUUGAGAUUGUCUGUUGCUGGGAGGUUGUGUAUUGAUGGCUGAGUUUUGGUGUAAUGGCUGUACCCUAUCCGUAAAGGCUGUAAAUGUUGUGUAGCUUACUGGUUUAUUUUUCUCUUUUGAGUAAAUUUUCCCUUGAAAUUAGGCAGGUAGAUUUUAGAAAUCAUCAGGAAUGGAGACAUUCUGGAGUUUCUCUUCCUGAUGCAUAGUGCCCACAGUUCUCUUGAUCUCGCUUUUUCAUAUUUUUUGAUUGCCUGUUUUUGUGGCUGUACCAAGUAUAUACAGGUGUUUCAGAACAACUUUCUAUGUUAUAUAAUACCACUUAAGCAGAGGAGAAAUUCAAAGGAGAUUACGUUGUUUUUAUAUUCUGAUUUAUUUUUCUGGAAUAUUUGUUACAGAGAAUUCUACAUAUGUAAAAAAAAUUUUUUUUAUGUCUAAGCCCAUGAAUUUUAAUUAUAUAUCCUUAAUGCUUUCAGUCUUUGAAUCCACAUCAUUAUGUGUAGGAAUGCCAAGUACAGUAAAGUGCUUUAAUUUUUGAAAAAGAAGUUGUUAAAAUUUUCUGUGUGAUUAAUUCUCUAUAAGUAACCUUGAAUAAAUGGAUUUCUUGAUUUAUGGUAGCAGAUAUUGGAAAUGGUCUUAAAAUGUAAUGGAUUUUGUAAAGCAUGUUGAACUCUUUCUAUGACACAUGAAGAGGAAGUCACUGAUAGAUGCAGAAAGUCUUCUGGCUCAGAUGUCAGAUGAUUUUUGAAGUGGAAGAACAUUUAUAGUUAUUUCACUUCUUUUUUCACCUUCAUCUUCUCACAUUUACAGCUUUUUCUUUCUUUCUUCCUUUUUUUUUUUUUUUUUUGAUGAGGAAGAUUGGCCCUGAGCUAACAUCUGUGCCAGUCUUCCUCUAUUUUUUGUAUAUGGGUUGCUGCCAGAGCAUGGCUUGAUGAGUGGUGUAGGUCUGCACCUGAGAUCCAAACCCAUGAACUCAGGCCACUGAAGCAGAGCGCACUGAUCUUAAGCACUGUGCCACUGGGCUGGCCCAUCCAGCUUUUUUUAAAGUAACUUCUUCAUGAGAAAAAGAAAUGUUAAGAUCAAGUGUAGUGUACAUGUGGCCUUGUGUUAUAUAUUGCAAAGAAACUUAUAACUUGCAUUUCUGUAUAUUUCCUAAUUCCACAAAAGUUAAAUGAAAAAUGUCAUGCAGUUGCAGAAAAUCAUUAGCCAAAUUAUUGCAUUUGUGAAAGUCCAACUCUACAUUUUGUUAAAUUGAGAUUCUUAGGUGAAUGAUUCUUUCAGUGUUGAUUAGUAGGAAAAACACCUGUUUGAGUGUAUUCCAUUUUAUUAUGUAUAAUUUUAACUAAUUAUUUAGUACAUAAUAAGGGGCUGAAUGGUAGUAGUGCAUUGGUUUGCUUAUUUGUAUGUUAUUUAUUCAUUUCACAAGUAUUUAAUGACAUUUACAUUGCCAAAUACUGUGCUAGGUUCCAAAUAAGACCACUGCAGCCUUGAUUCUAUUUUUAUAGUGUCAUGAAAAAAGUAAUCUUUUCAUGCACCUCAAUUUUUCAGAGUUACUGGAGAAUUUAUGACAAAUUGUGCUCAUUAACCUUAGUCAGAACCAUAAAGGGUGAUGGGUUGAUCUGUUUAACUAUGGUACAGUGACUGUUAGCAUAGUUUGUUCCAAAUGACAGUCUGCUCUAAGUUUAGAUGUUAAUUACAUCUUUUAUUAAUCUCUUUGGGAAUUAACAAGUUGGAGAGGUUAUAGCUAUAGAUAUUUUUAAGAUUAGAAUGAUAGACUAUUAAUCUAAUACUAAAUAAUGAGAUUUUGUCUUUUAUUAUUAUUCUAAGUACAAUUUCUUUUUGUUCAUAGUUGCAGGAUGGGAAUUCAUUUUAGUAAAGUAGGGUAUGUUAGAGGAAAAUUGAAGCUUGAAUUAUGGUUUACAUUCCUGGAAUUAGGAGGUUGUGUCAAGUUGAUUGGUUUUUAAGAUACCCUGCAGAUUAAAAAAUUGUUCUUCUUAGCUAUUAGAAAUAGAUUGGUAUUAUUUCUAAAUAAGGCUUUUAAAAUUGACUAGAAAUGUAGGAAAUACUUCAAAAGUGGACAAUGUAUUGAAUAUAGAUACUUUUUUCUCAAGUAGGUCUUUGGAGAACAAGAUGCUUUAGGAAUCACUCAAUUUAAGAUACAGUUAAACUGUAAUUUUAUGCAAUAAAUUAUCAGAAAUUCUGGUUUUACAAAGUGACAUUAACUGAGAAAGAUUUGAGCAGUGAUUCUGACCCUCAUGUGAUAGCUGAGUUUGGUAUAUAAAAGGAAGAACAAGGAGCCCUGGCCUCUCAUUUUCUCCCUUCAUAGCAUAGUUAGUAAACUUACUCAGAUAAAUUCAGUAGCUUUUACUGAAUGACCGUGGUAGCAACUCGUUUUAUAUAAAUGUGAUCUGAAUGUACUUUACUAAUAAAAAUAUUUCCUUUUCCCUAUAUCCUGGUCUAAAACUCUUCAGUUUUGGAAAUGCAAACCAUAUUUUUUAAAUUUCGUAUAUUAGCAUUUUAUAGUUGUCAUUAACUAUUAUGUUAGGGGGAAAGUAUACAGGAUUUUAUAAUAGAAUUCUGUAGAUUUGUUCUACUUGAUUAAUUUGCUGUUAUAUUACUUGUGAGCAGGAUUCCAAGAAAAUGCUUCAGAUGUUUUUGGUUUGCAGGUUCAUUUUCCUGUCAGAGUGAGCUGUCAUAGGCUAGCCGCCCUCUGACUUAAUGUACAUUUUUAAAGUGUUUAUUUUAUGGCAUAGUUUUUAAUAUAGCCAGGAAGAUUAGUAAAGCUGUCCAGAAAAGGGGAUAGCUACAGUGAUGUCUAUUAGCAAUUGAGGUUUAAUUUUAAUUCUCCCCCCCCCCCCAAAAGGCCAAAAACCACAACUAGCCUAGCUCUGUAUUACUCAUCUCUUAAUAAAAGGUUGAGAAAAGAUGCUAGUCCCCCACUCCCCCCACAGACCUUGGAGUUUAGCAGAUGUAUCGUGGCAGUAUAACUGCAUGCAAGAUGUCAGUUUUGUAAAGUGAUGUAUUUCAGACAGUAUAGAAAUUUGAUGGUGGGAAGAAUAAGCUUUUAUAAAUGAAACAUUUAAGAGAGACUCUUUUUUAUUAUUUGCUUUCAGUUUAGUGUUGCCUUUAAGGUGCACCAUUUCAGUUUGGCAGCUACAAUAAAUGACUGAAGGAAAUUGAAGAUGAUAAUUCAACAUUUCAAGAUGCUUCUGCUGAAAUGAAUGUAGACCUAUCCAGGGCUUGAAUUUAAAGUUUAUAGUGAGACAGUAUUUUCAAGCCAGGUACCCAGGAAAUUCAUGGUGAUAUGAUUUGAAUGAGAUGAUUAGGAAAAAUAGAAAAGAAUACUUUCAAUUCCUUAUUAUGUGGGUGUUAUCUAUUGAGAGGCAAUGUUGAAAAAUGUUACUGGAAAAAGAACAGAGGCUUGUUAAUAUACAAUUUGCUAUAGUGUCCAAUUCAUCCUGGACCUUGUCCAAAGAACUUUAGUUAUUAAAAUGACAAAAGAAUUUUUGUAAUAAGGAAUCACCUCUGAUUUAGUGCUGUAGCAGUGGAUUGCCUGCAGACCAUCCUGUAAUGUGUCCUGCUGAUAUUGUGUCAUUUAGUGCUUUGCUCUGAUAAUGUCUUCCUUGACUUAAACUGAAAUCAUUUUCUACCCUAUUUCUCAUACUUUCUUCUCUAUUAUUUUUCCCUUAAGAAAGAAAGAAUUAUUAAAAGUGUGUAUAAUAGUUGCUGGGUUUUGACAUUUGCAGGUUUUAACUUUGUGAUUUUGACUCUUUGUAAAUGACCUUAGAGGUCCAUGGGGUAUAUAGUGUUUUGCAAUUUUGCCAAGGCACAAUGUUUACUCCUGCUCAGUUCCAUUCAGGAAGGCAUUACUCAGCUAAUGAUUUAGCCUAGCUAACCUCUCAGCAUCCACAGUUUUUUUCCCUCACUUGCAGUCUCAUUCGUUUAUUCACUCAUUCAUUCAACAUUCGUUCGUUCAUUUAUAGAGCUCCUCUUGUGUCCCAGCUUCUGUUGUAGGCAUGGGAAAUUCAGCAGUUGUCCAAACAGUAUGUAGUGAUUGGAAAAUGUUGAACUUUAUCAUGAGGAAAAUGGCUGCUAUGGGUUGAAUUGUGUUCCCCCAAAAUGCAUAUGUUGAAGUUCUAACUCUCCAAACCUCAUAAUGUAACCCUAUUUAGGAACAGGGUUGUUGCAGGUGUAGUUAGUGAAGAUGAAGUCAUAGGGUGGGCCCUAAUCCAGUAUUACAAGUGUCCUUAUGAAAAGGGGAAAUUUGAAAUAGACACACACACAUGGACAACGCCAUGCGAAGAUGAAGGCAGAGGUGAUGGUAAUGCUUCUAUAAGCCGAGGAAUACCAGAGAUCACCAGGAACCAGCAGAAGCUGGGUGAGAGGCGUGGAACAGAUUCUCUCCCUCACAGCCUCCGAAGGAGCCACCCUUGCCAACGCUGUGAUUCUGGACUUCCAGCCUCCAGAACUGUGAGACAAUCCAUUUCUGUUGUGUAAGCCACCCAGUUUGUGGUACUUUCUUAUGCCAGCUGUAGCAAACGGAUACAGUGGCUAUUGGAUGAGAGGAAUUAAAAAGAUUAAUAACUUGAAUGUGGAAGUGUGUAAGAAACUAUGACACAGGGUGAAGAUGUAAUUCUGAAGGAAACCAGAACCUGUGUAAACUUAUCCAGGAAUAUUUUUGAAUUUGAGCAAAGACUGCAAGACUUAAACCGUGAAGUGUCAAAGGUCUCGUAGACUCUUUCUGAAGCCAAAAUGUUCAGACCUUUCUAGCAGACAUUGUCACUUUAUCUGACUGAGUGUGCCAUCUUUUAUACUUCGUUACCUUGGUUUGAAGAAACUCAUUUCCCUGAAGGAAAGAAGACUGUGUCCAGUUUCCAUGGAGAGGAGAUUUUCACCAAGCCUGUUAUUAUCAUGUACCAUGCGGUCUUUUCCUAAUGUAAUGCACCAGUCAAGUUCAAAUAAUGCAAAUAAAUACUUAAACAUCUUACA
Messenger RNA from Equus caballus (horse), 6233 nucleotides. It is a transcript of the gene C1D, whose product is annotated as C1D nuclear receptor corepressor. Gene Ontology annotation, cellular component: exosome (RNase complex); nucleolus. The record is from RefSeq and is a predicted model, not a curated record. NCBI's taxonomy places the organism in Eukaryota, Metazoa, Chordata, Mammalia, Perissodactyla, Equidae. Gene Ontology annotation, biological process: regulation of gene expression; maturation of 5.8S rRNA. Gene Ontology annotation, molecular function: DNA binding; RNA binding.